GCCAGUUGUCCUUGUGAUUUUCAAAAAGAGAGCAAAUAUGAAAGUGCUGGCGUUCUUGAUGUGUUUGCUGGGCUCUUCACUAGCUGCCCCUGCCCCUGACAGUGGCAGCAAUGAGCAGGCAAUUACUGAUCAUGCUAACACAGCUCUGCAGUUGAUGGAACUCUACAGAAUGUUAGGACAUCUGCAGCAACAGGGUUUUGGUGCUGUUCCUACUGGUGCUCAACUGCCUGCAGCACCUGCAGCACCCGCACCUGCUGAUGCCCAGCCUCAAGUUUCACCUCAAGCACCACAGCAGGGCUUUUUUUUCAACCCCGCUCUUUUCGCACCCACAGGCGAUGGAUCAGAUGAGGAAGGAGCUCCACAGUUUCGUGGGUUUUACCCUCCCUACGGCUACCAGCCUGCCCAGCCGGCUGCUCCGUUGAACUCAGAUGAGGCCAAAGUGGCAGAAGAAGCAGAGGGUGCAGAAGCAGCAGAAGCAGCUGAGGCUGGAGCCGAACCUGAACCUGCUGGAACCGCUGCAAAUGUUGAUGCUACUGCCGUAAACGAGAUCGCACCCGUGGAUGUUGCCAUAGAGGUUCCUGUUGAACCUGUCAUUGCUGCUGUUGUUCCGUCUCUCAUCCCUGAGGUACCAGCAGUCGCUGUGGAAAUCGACACCACUUUGGUGGGGCCUGAUGCUGCUGCUGGUGCAGAACAGGUGUUGGUGGCUGAUGCUCCUGAUGCUGCUCUGCCAGUGCAGUGAGAGAGAUUAUCACAAGCCCCGCCCCCAAGAUCCUAACCAAUCAAUCACAUCGCUGACAUUAAGACCACACCUCUAUGGUCUGAACAUUGUAGC
This is a messenger RNA of Sinocyclocheilus rhinocerous, 832 nucleotides long. Its product is annotated as predicted GPI-anchored protein 58. The record is from RefSeq and is a predicted model, not a curated record. Lineage: Eukaryota; Metazoa; Chordata; Actinopteri; Cypriniformes; Cyprinidae. The transcript has 9 exons. Bases 38 to 739 code for a protein of 233 amino acids.